CUACUUUUACCACUUUGACCAAAAUCAGUAUGAAUGACCAGGUGUUUUCUGAGACCAUGAAGGCCAUCCGUACAAUGCUGACAACAAGAAGCAUAAAAGAAGAUUUGAUACUGCCCUCUUUACUGUUACAGAGGAACCCCAAGGUGCUAAAGCAGUCUCCCUUUCCGAUGUCAUCCUGCUGGGCCAUUAAGCAACGUUUGACCUGGUGAACCACCAGAUCCUCUUCUUCAUCCUCCAAGAAAUGGCUGUCUCAGACCUUGCAACCUCGCUGUUCUCAUCCUACCUCAAGGACCAUGCUACAAGGAUUGAGAGAAGACAAUGUUUUCUUCGCAAAUUCAACGUUACACGAGCAAGUUAUAGAGCAAGGUGAGACGACACAGGGGACUGACUGAGGGGAGUGUGAGAGCACAGAGCCAGUGGAGUUGUGCAGUGAGAGUGAGUUUGUUGGAGAAGCUGUUGCUGAAAACAUUUAAACUGAGAAACGACAGAGACUUUCUGCAUAGAGGAAUUCCAUGCUGACUGGAUAACUGUUGAACUUACAGUUCUGUGAGGACUUAAAAAAACGAGAAAGAGAAGAAACUGGAUACAAAAAGGAAAGGAAGAAAAGAGAGAAGUUCCAGAAAACGGAGUCUGAGAGAAUCUAGAGGAAAAGAAGAGGAGGGAACUGACGCUCCACUGGAGCUCCACCGUGGACCGAGAUGGAAGUCUACACUGUGACGGUAGCAACUGGUACAUCAGAGUAUUCAGGCACCAACAACUACAUCUUUGUGACCCUGGUGGGAGAGAACGGGGAGAGUGAACGCACCCUGCUGGACAACCCCGGUCUGGACUUCUGUAGAGGAGCAGUGGAUGAGUACAAAGUGAACAGCCCUUCACAUUUAGGGACCCUGCUACUGGUCAGACUGGAGAAACAGAGGUACUGGUUGGAAGAUAACUGGUACUGUCGCUACAUCACAGUGAAACCUCCAGGUGGCGGGACGGCAGUGACGUUCCCAUGUUACCGCUGGCUUAUAGGAGACAUCAAGGUGGAGAUUAGAGAGGGAACAGCAAAGACACACAGGGAUGACUCCUUACCUCAGCUGCUGGCACACAGGAAGACAGAGCUGCAGGAGAGGCAGACGACUUUCAGAUGGGUAACGUGGGCUGCAGGGAUCCCUAGAUGUAUUGACGCUAAAACAGAGGCAGAUUUACCCCAAGACGUUCGCUUUGACAAUGAGAAACGGAGCGACUUUGAACAUUCCUUACACUAUGCCUUGCUGGAGUUGUCUCUGAAGAAGCUGGCCAUCAGGUUUGGAAAGUCCUGGAGCGACCUGGACGAUUUCAAACGGAUCUUUUGGAAGCUGCGGAGCCCAAUAGCAGAGUACUGUAUGGAGCACUGGAAGGAGGACUGUUUCUUUGGCUACCAGUGUAUGAACGGCUCGAACCCAAGAAUGAUUCAGAGGUGUAAGAAGCUGCCAGAGAACUUUCCAGUCACAGCAGACAUGGUGCAGAGCUCCAUGGCUCCCAGGACCAACCUCAACAAAGAACUCAAGGCAGGGAAUAUCCACCUGUUAGACUACGCCAUCAUGGAUGGGAUUCCCGCCAACACAAUCAAUGGUAAACUUCAGUACAUCGCUGCUCCGCUCUGCCUGCUGUACCAGCACCCAGACGACGGGCUCAUACCUAUAGCUAUACAGCUUGAGCAGAACCCCGGCCCGGACACACCCAUUUUCCUGCCCAAAGACCCCCCCCUGGCCUGGCUGCUGGCUAAGAUGUGGGUGCGUCACUCUGAGUUCCAGGUGUUCCAGGUGCUGUCUCACCUGCUCAGGACUCACCUGGUGAUCGAGGUGUUCUGUGUGGCCACUCUGAGACAGCUGCCUGCUGUGCACCCGAUAUAUAAGCUCCUGGCUCCUCAUCUGCGCUACACUCUGGAGAUUAACUGCAGGGGGCGCAGUCAGCUCAUCUCAGCUAACGGCAUCUUCAAAAGGGUUGUGUCUACAGGCGGUGAUGGCCUGUUGAUUCUGGCUCAGAGGGAGUACAAGGUGCUGACCUACCGCUCCCUGCAGCCCCACCAUGACUUUACUGACAGAGGAGUUUCCCAGCUCCCAAAAUAUUUCUACAGAGAGCACAGUCUGAUGCUGUGGGACGCCAUACUCAGUUUUGUCACAGGUAUAGUCAACCUGUACUACCAGUCAGACCAUGAUGUGCAGGAGGACCUGGAGCUUCAAGCCUGGAUCAGAGACAUAACACAGGAAGGCUUCACAGAGCUCCCCAACUUUGGUCUCCCCAGUAAGCUUCAUACCCGAGAGGAACUCUCCACCCUGCUGUCAGUGGCAAUCUUCACCGGUACAGCCCAGCACGCUGCCACUAACAAUGGACAGUUCGACUGGUGUGCCUGGGUCCCUAACACCCCUUGCACCAUGAGAGAACCCCCACCAACAGACAAGGAUGCUGUCACCAUGGAGAUGAUCAUGGCCACCCUUCCUGAUGUCAGUCAGUCCUGUGUGCAGAUGGCUAUCACAUGGCAUCUGGGGCGAGCACAGCCAGACGCAAUUCCUUUGGGCCAAUACACAGAGGAGCAUUUCACUGAGGGGCGGGCCCAGGAGCUGAUUGACCAGUUCAGAACAGAGCUGAAGGAGAUUGAGGACCAUAUUGUGAGUCAGAACGAAGGACUGGAGCUUCAGUACCUUUUCCUCCGGCCCAGCUGUGUGGAAAACAGCAUCACGAUUUAGAAGGACUAACGGACUACAUGUACUGGAGAAAGUAAGUGCUGCCCACCUACAGGAUCACCUCAAAUCCAACAACAUUUUUGAAAAAUUCCAGUCUGGUUUCCACUCUGCCCACAGCACAGAAACAGCUCUGGUUAGGAUCACAAAUGACUUGCUGAUGGCGGCCGAUGCUGGCUCACCCUCUCUCCUCAUUCGGCUUGACCUGUUUGCAGCAUUCAACACCGUUGACCAUGGCAUACUGCCCAACCAGCUACGUCACCACUGGACUCACUGACAUCGGCCUUCAUACCUCACUGACAGAACUGAGCAUGUCUCCAUGGGAGGUGCAAGGUCCCGGACGCACACUGUCACCUGCGGGGGCCCUCAAGGGUCGGUUCUCGGCCCCACCUUCUUCACGCUCUACAUGCUCCCCGUCAGCCGUGUUAUCAGUAAAUACGGAAUCUCAUUCCACUGCUACGCUGAUGACACACAAUUAUACAUGAAAAAAAGAAACACACACCCCUGCAGCUUCACCACCAACUUCAUCAUCAUCACAAUCUCUGU
Messenger RNA from Plectropomus leopardus (leopard coralgrouper), 3251 nucleotides. Lineage: Eukaryota; Metazoa; Chordata; Actinopteri; Perciformes; Serranidae. The record is from RefSeq and is a predicted model, not a curated record.